AUGAGGUUACCGGGGAUUUACCCACUCCCUCUGCAUGAAGCAUACUCAUCAUCCCGUGGCACCAUUGGACCAAUUCCGAAUCGAAAGAGGACCAGGCAACUAUUCCAAGGUCGUACAUCUAAUCCCACCACCAAAAAUCGCCUAAAACUCGAUCACGGUACUCUGUGGCGACAUAGAACGGAGCACUCAUAUAGGGAUUUGUCCAAGCAACUAGCAGAAUACCCAAUGGUGUCUGCAGCUGAUUUACGGUCGAGAGUAGAGCGCCCCCGGCGUGUGAAAAUGUUGACAAGAGAUUUCAUCGAAGAUAGUCUUUAUAAUCCGAAUUACGGCUAUUUCUCGAAACAGGCUAUCAUUUUCAGUCUGAGAGAACCCUUCAACUUCAACAAUAUCGAGGAUAGCUCAACAUUUAACCGAAUGCUUGAUGACAGAUACGCUCAAUUUGAGGACAGGCUAGAUAGCAUAAUGCCUGACGAAUCCCGCCAGCUUUGGCAUACACCAACGGAACUUUUUCGUCCAUAUUAUGGCGAAGCCAUUGCCCGUUAUCUGGUCGCUAAUUAUAGACUCACGAUGUUUCCCUACCAUGAUUUGAUAAUAUACGAAAUAGGUGCUGGUAACGGCACUCUAAUGCUUAAUAUUCUGGAUUAUAUCAGGGAGAUCGAUGUCGAAGUUUAUCAACGAACCAAGUUUAAGAUAAUUGAAAUAUCGUCGAAUCUCGUCAAAACACAGAACUCAACUCUCGGUGGGUCUAUUCACCGACAUAGCCAUGUGGACCAUGUUGAAGUCAUAAAUCGCUCUAUUUUUGAUUGGAAUACAUACAUACAUUCUCCUUGCUUCUUCCUAGCCCUUGAGGUUUUCGAUAAUUUCGGACAUGAUAAAAUCCGCUAUGAUAUGGAGACAGGACACCCCCGCCAGGGCUGUGUUUUAGUAGACGACGAUGGUGAAUUCCAUGAAUAUUAUGUCUCUACUUUAGACCCCUCCGCUGCUCGAUAUCUUCGCGUUAGAGAAGCGGCUUCCCGUCGCCCUUUUCUCACCCCAUUGGGCGUUCGUUUAUGGCGCAGAGCCUGCGCUUCCAUCCCAUUUGCCCCGAAUAUGACUUCACCGGAAUACAUACCGACCAAGCUAAUGGAAUUUUUCGAUAUCUUGCACAACUACUUCCCUGGCCAUCGCCUUAUCGCUAGUGAUUUCGAUAGCCUCCCAGAUGCGGUACCUGGGCAUAACGCUCCUGUCGUACAGACACGAUAUCAAAGAAAGACAAUCCAAGUCUCCACUCCUUUUGUUCACCAAGGCUACUUUGAUAUUUUCUUCCCAACAGACUUUAACGUGAUGGAGGACGUAUACCGUGUGAUCACAGGAAAAUUGACUCGUUUAUCCACUCAUGCUGACUUUAUGAAAAGAUGGGCAUUUGUCGAAGACACGCAGACACGCAGCGGCGAGAAUUUGCUUAUUUCGUGGUAUAGGAACACGAGUGUUAUGGUUACUGUAUAA
Messenger RNA from Ophidiomyces ophidiicola, 1485 nucleotides. RefSeq lists its product as uncharacterized. Gene Ontology annotation, cellular component: mitochondrion. Gene Ontology annotation, molecular function: protein-arginine omega-N symmetric methyltransferase activity. The coding region runs from base 1 to 1485 and encodes 494 amino acids. The transcript has 3 exons. The record is from RefSeq and is a predicted model, not a curated record. Lineage: Eukaryota; Fungi; Ascomycota; Eurotiomycetes; Onygenales; Onygenaceae.